This is a messenger RNA of Nicotiana attenuata, 1941 nucleotides long. Its product is annotated as UDP-glucose 4-epimerase GEPI48-like. The record is from RefSeq and is a predicted model, not a curated record. Gene Ontology annotation, biological process: galactose metabolic process; rRNA processing. Gene Ontology annotation, cellular component: cytosol. The coding region runs from base 380 to 1432 and encodes 350 amino acids. The transcript is spliced from 9 exons. Gene Ontology annotation, molecular function: UDP-glucose 4-epimerase activity; RNA binding. Lineage: Eukaryota; Viridiplantae; Streptophyta; Magnoliopsida; Solanales; Solanaceae.
UUUUCCAUUUUCCAUUACCCCUUUACCCUUCCACUUCCCCGAUCCCCUUUUAGUAAAAGAAAAGUGUAAUAUUGAGGAGUGAAAUUACAACAGAGUAACUGAGGAGUGUAAACAGCCGCCGAUACAAAGCUACCGACGUGAUGAAACCUCCUCUCCACAUGGCCCUUCCUUUGCUUUAUUUUUCUUCUUCUUAAAACUAUAUUCUGCCACCCAAUGACAGUGCAGAGGUGACCAAAUUCCCUAUUCAUUCUUCUUCCUCUCACAAAUCACCAUUAUAAAAAUUGGACUUUGGAAUCUCUUCCCCAGUCUCAUUCUUUUCACAAACCAUAACAUCGUAUUCUCUUCUCCAAACCCAAAUCGAAACCAUAAAUUUGGAUCAAUGUCGAAGAAUAUAUUAGUGACAGGUGGAGCUGGGUACAUUGGGAGUCACACGGUGUUACAAUUACUGCUUGGUGGUUACAAGACAGUGGUGGUUGAUAAUUUGGAUAAUUCUUCUGCUAUUGCUAUCAAAAGGGUUCAGGAACUUGCGGGUCAAUUAGGCCCUAACCUCUCCUUUUACAAUAUAGAUCUGCGCGACAAGCCUGCAGUUGAAAAGCUUUUCGAGUCUAACAAGUUCGAUGCUGUUAUCCAUUUUGCUGGACUAAAAGCAGUGGGUGAAAGUUGCCAGAAACCUUUGAUGUACUACAACAACAAUAUUACAGGUACAAUUACCCUGCUGGAAGUCAUGGCAACGCGUGGAUGCAAAAAUCUAGUGUUCUCAUCAUCAUCUACUGUCUAUGGCUGGCCAAAAGAGGUUCCUUGUACUGAGGAAUCUCCCAUAAGUGCUGCAAAUCCUUAUGGAAGGACAAAGCUCUUCACUGAAGAAAUUUGCCGUGAUGUCUACCAUUCUGACCAUGAAUGGAAAGUCAUAUUGUUGCGGUACUUCAAUCCCAUUGGUGCACAUCCAAGUGGUUAUAUUGGUGAUGAUCCACGUGGAAUUCCAAACAACCUUAUGCCCUUUGUUCAACAAGUUGCUGUUGGCAGGAGACCAGCACUGACAGUUUAUGGAACUGAUUAUCCAACAAAGGAUGGUACAGCGGUGCGUGAUUACAUUCAUGUUGUUGAUUUAGCAGAUGGCCAUAUUGCUGCCUUGCAGAAGCUGUUUGAUCCUUCGACAGUUUCAGGCUGUGAAGUUUACAACCUGGGAACUGGGAAAGGAUCAUCAGUCUUGGAAGUGGUGUCAGCAUUUGAGAAGGCAUCAGGAAAGAAAAUUCCACUGGUGAUGUCUGGUCGACGGCCUGGGGAUGCUGAAAUAGUAUAUGCAGCAACAGAGAAAGCAGAACGAGAGUUGAAUUGGAGGGCAAAGUAUGGCAUUGAUGAGAUGUGCCGCGAUCAGUGGAACUGGGCCAGUAAAAACCCCUAUGGCUAUGAAGGAUCUGAAGAGUCAAACUAACAGUGCAGUAUACUCCUUUAACUGCAAUUCUUUUUCAUGGUCGCACACCUGUUCGUUUGUUUAUCCAUACUGCUAAUCACCGACGUGUAGACCAUCAAUCCUUUUAUUUCGGGCAAGGAUUCCACGUAUAUUACUAGGAUUACAGAAUGGUCGGAAUUUUUUCUAACUGGAGUACCGAAGCGAGUAGUGGAACUUUUUCCGCCGUGAAGAAACAGGGAUAGUUGAAUAAUAGCUCGUUUAGCUGAAACCUAUAGUGGUAUUUUAUUCGUUCUUUUAUUCUUUUGUAACUAGCAGCAUUACAAUCAUAUUGUUUAAAGAAACUAUUUAUUUUUCUUGCUUCAAUUAUUAUGCUGGUCCACUGUGUAAGCCUGUUAAGUUAAGCAAUUUGCUGGCGGUAUGUCUUUUAUUUAGUAGUUGGAAAGUGUAUUAUGCUCAAGGCUGAACAUGCCUACAACUCACAGUUGAUUGUCAGCUGACUGGUUUAGAGUAUCCAUUAUAAUAUCUUGUAA